This is a messenger RNA of Pseudonaja textilis, 597 nucleotides long. NCBI's taxonomy places the organism in Eukaryota, Metazoa, Chordata, Lepidosauria, Squamata, Elapidae. The record is from RefSeq and is a predicted model, not a curated record.
UAUGAUCACAGAGAACUAACACAAUGUUUAAUAUUCACAUAUUGCACUGGUCAAUUUCUUUUGACAAUCAUCAGCAUUGACGGGUGUUUGGCACUCUUCUUCCCAAUUUGGCAUCGAUGUCAUCAGCCCUCAUACCUGUCCACUACACUCUGUGCCUUUUCAUGGAUAGCCUCUCCACUCCUCUCUUCCCCUCAUUCAACCACAUUUUCACAUGUUACCUCAGUUUGUGUCCCACUUAUGGUGGCCUCCAGCUUGGCCCCCUUCAUCAAAGGCUACCUUAAAUCCCAAAUGAAGAGGCAAAGAAAACUUCUCAAAGCCAUCUUGCUUGCCCUCUUUUUCUUCCUUAUUUGUUCCAUUCCACCGUGUGUCAUUUAUCUGAAAGAUGUUCUUUUCAAACAUAUAAUUGAAAGGUAUGGAAAUUUAAUCACAUGUGGCUACCUCUGUCCCUGUCUUAACAGCAGCGUUAACCCACUGAUCUAUUUUCUGCUGGGGAGAAAGAAGGAAUAUAACACUAUGUGCAACCUAAAAGUUAACCUUCAGAGACUUUUCAAAGAGGAAGAAGAAAGUGAAGAGCAACCAGGUGUGAUGUACUCAUGA